Messenger RNA from Pseudovirgaria hyperparasitica, 2216 nucleotides. RefSeq names its product MFS general substrate transporter. The transcript has 3 exons. The coding region runs from base 436 to 2157 and encodes 573 amino acids. Gene Ontology annotation, biological process: transmembrane transport. The record is from RefSeq and is a predicted model, not a curated record. NCBI's taxonomy places the organism in Eukaryota, Fungi, Ascomycota, Dothideomycetes, Acrospermales, Acrospermaceae. Gene Ontology annotation, molecular function: transmembrane transporter activity.
GCUGACCUCCAUUUAUACAACCCUGAUCCUGACCCCGCAUUGAACUUUAAUUUAUGAUCGGCUUUUGUGCCGUUUCGUGGCUACCUUUCUACAUUGGAUCUGAACUUAAUAUAUCUUUUACUACGUGACUCACUUUCGGACAUGCCAUUCGCCCCUGUUGAUCACCACCUUACCACGGCCCUUUACCGGUACGGAAACGAGGUAGUGGAGAUGCUUCACCAAUUUUUCGAUGGUGGCCUUACCUACCGCAGUGGAGAAUGCCUCUUAAACGGUUAGACGACAUUGCACAGAUAACAGUCCGUUCUCAUCAGGCUACCGCAAGUCAUCAUCAUGUGCAUGCAGGGUGGAAACCCUUUUUCGACAUUUCAUAAACCCGUUUCUUACUCCCUCUGGUUUCUUCAUGCUUGAUAUUCUAGCAAAAUACAGUGGAAAAUCAUGACUCUCCAUGUCAAUGACGCUGAGAUGGCAAAAGCUUUGCCAGUGGCGCCAAAUGGCGUGAUCGCCAUGAUUAACACAGAAAGAUCAAUCGGAGAGAAGUCAAAGGAGUUAGACAUAUCAAGUUCAUCGCCUUCCUCAACCACGAGCCUUCAGGACCAAGCUGCGAGCUCCGACAAAGAAGAACAUGGCGCUGACAUCGAAGCCGCCCCGUCAGUACGAUCAGAAGCACCAAUAUACUCAGUGUUCACUCUUGGGCAGAAACAAUUCAUUGUUUUCAUGACAGCUCUCGCCGGUUUAUUCUCGCCACUAUCGGCCAAUAUAUAUUUUCCAGCGCUGAAUACGCUUACCGAGGACUACAAGGUUUCGGCUGCUCUGAUAAAUCUCACACUCACUACAUACAUGAUAUUCCAGGGGCUGGCACCGACUAUAUUUGGAGAUCUCGCUGAUAGUGCCGGAAGACGUCCUGCUUACGUGCUUGGUUUCAUUAUAUACAUAGGUGCCAACAUAGGCUUGGCCCUUCAGAAUUCAUUUGCGGCUCUUCUGGUCCUUCGAUGUCUCCAAAGUACUGGCUCGAGCGGAACCAUUGCCAUGGGGAGCGGUGUCGUAGCAGACAUUGCAACCAGCGCAGAACGUGGUGUUUGGAUGGGCUGGGUGACCAGUGGACCAAUGAUCGCUCCGGCUCUCGGACCUGUUCUAGGUGGUAUCUUUGCUCAAUAUCUUGGUUGGCGUUGGAUCUUCUUUUUUCUCAUCAUCCUUGCUGGAGCCUACCUCAUUCCCUUCCUUAUAACAUUUCCGGAGACAGCACAUAACGUUGUAGGCAACGGUAGCAUUCCUCCACAGGGUUGGAACAUGUCUCUCUUGAACUAUCUUCAAGUUCGCAGGGUGGCCAGAGACACAAACGAACUUGAACGAACUACAUCACGAGAGACUCUACGCCAGGCGCAAGCUCGUCUCGCUAGCAAACGGAAGCUGCGUUGGCCAAAUCCCCUGAACACGCUUAAAGUUAUCGUAGAGAAGGAUGUCUGCAUGCUUUUGAUCGUGAACUCUUUGAUAUACACAUCAUGCUACUGUAUCGUCGGCUCCACGCCAUAUCUCUUCGAGACCAUCUAUGGCUUCGACAACCUCCAGAUCGGCCUCUGCUUCCUCCCGUACGGCAUGGGCUCCCUCAUCGCCCCGCUUAUAAGUGGCCGCGCCAUGGACUGUAAUUAUCGGCGCAUAGCCGCCAAAAUUGGAUUCCCAAUCGACCGUAAACGCGGCGACGACCUUAAGAAUUUCCCAAUCGAGCGUACCCGCAUACAAGUCGCAUGGCCAUUAUUCAUCGUUGGUAACACGAUGUUCUUGGUAUACGGCUGGGUGCUCCAAGUAGAAGCGCAUCUUGCAAUCUCAUUGGUGUUGCAGUUCCUGAUGGGCAUGUGUCAGACGGGGGCGUUCAAUGUGAUGAGUGUGUUGUUGAUUGAUCUGUAUCCGCAGAGUCCAGCGACUGCCACGGCAGCUAAUAAUCUGGUACGAUGCCUUGUCGGCGCGGGUGGUGCAGCCAUUAUCAUUGAGAUGAUAGAGAAGAUGGGACGAGGGUGGUGUUUUACAUUUGUUUCGCUUGUGCUGUUUGCCACAAGCCCGAUUUUAUUGCUGCUACCGAAGUUUGGACCACAAUGGAGAGAAGCAAGACGCCUACGGAUAGAACAGAAAGAAAAAGAGGAUAACGAACAAGGGGAAAAGUAGAAGGCAUAGAAUAUCAGAAACCAUCAUGACAAAAGGAUAUAUCGUAGCGCCAAUAAGCC